Molecule: messenger RNA, 4140 nt
Organism: Oryctolagus cuniculus (rabbit)
Lineage: Eukaryota; Metazoa; Chordata; Mammalia; Lagomorpha; Leporidae
Gene: ASCL4
Product: achaete-scute family bHLH transcription factor 4
Biological process (GO): developmental process; regulation of transcription by RNA polymerase II
Molecular function (GO): DNA-binding transcription factor activity, RNA polymerase II-specific; protein dimerization activity; RNA polymerase II transcription regulatory region sequence-specific DNA binding
Source: RefSeq, a predicted model, not a curated record
UUUGAUCUUCAAAGCCCUUUACCGACACGGAUGGAUUAAUGAUUCGGGUUUUGGUUGUGUGUUGAAAAGCCCAGUCUUCAAAGCCGUCAUCCCUUCUCCUUGGAGCGGGGGCUCUCCACCUUUCACAUGUUGCUUUCCUGCACCCCCACCGCGAGAAAAAUAGAUUAUACCUUUUAUUCGACCAAGAAGAAGACGAUGGAAAAAUACUCUGUGCGAAGGAAAGUCUGUGUCCUUACACCCUGGGUGGGAUUAGGAGGAGUCGGGAAGCAGCGUUUGAGCUGUGUUUACAGUAAGCACUGCGAGAAAUGACUGCCUGGCUGAGUCUGUCACCGUGCUGUCUUUUGAUGUCCUUUUCAAAAGUAGCAAUAAGUACGCAAAGCGCCCUGCGUUAAACCCAAGCUGGGACAGAAUGCGACGACCCUUGUACUUGUGGCUAAAGUGCAUCUAUAUUUCCUCCUCUCUCUCUCUCUCUCUCUCUCUCUCCUCUCAAUUGUCAGUAGGGUUUGAAAAGGUUUGGUUUCGCGCUCUUCCUGGACUCGACACAUCUUUCGACCGCAAGAGAGCAGCCUGCGCUUUGAUGCGCUCUUCCCUGCUCCGCCCAGGAAUGAAAGCGCGAGUGGAAGUUUGCAAACACAUCCUCAGCCCUGGAACCGCAGUCGGCACUCACGUCCUGAUCUCCCGGGAGACGUGCGGCUCGGCCACCUGUGGGUUCCUGGGAGGAGCUCUUCUCCACUCCUGAAGCUCGCCGGCGCUCUGCUCCAGGGCCCAGGGCGGUGGAUUGCGGGCGCGGAGCAGCUGUGGUGGCUUUGGGAAGAUGACUCUGGGUUUAGUUUGCGCUCGCAUAUCCAGGUAAGGAACCCAGAGAGAGACCCCUUUCUUUUGAAAUAAGAAGAUCAGAGGGAAGCCGGGGUUGGAAGUGUGGAUUAGGGAGAUCCUCCAUCCCUACCUCCCACCUCCGCUCUGAAUCUUUAAAAAAAAAAAAAAUCAAGGAGUGCCUUGAACUUGGGGAAUCAUGCGAAGCGCCCUCGAAGCCUGCCCGGGAACCUAGCUUCCUCGCCACAGACAGACGGUCUGGAUGGACCAGCGUCUCCGAUUUGAGCCUCGCUGUCCUCUCUGGAGAGAUUACGCGCUUGCGGGUGAUCUGUGUGCGUGUCGGGGAAUGAUGGAGACCCGUACACCGGCCGCACUGCUGACCCUGCCGUACCCCCUGCGCGCUGUGCCACUGGGCACGCCAGGGACCCUGCCCCGCCUGCCUCUAAGAGACCACUUGGGAGUCUCCUGGCGCCUGGACGCCGCGUGCUGGGAGCGGGCGCAUGGGGACUGCGCGCCCAGGCGGCCGUCGCCGCCCCCACCGCUGGACUGCGCCUUGGAGCCCGCCUUCCUGCGGAAACGCAACGAGCGCGAGCGGCUGCGGGUGCGCUGCGUGAACGAGGGCUACGCGCGCCUGCGGGACCACCUGCCCCGCGAGCUGGCCGACAGGCGCCUCAGCAAGGUGGAGACGCUGCGCGCCGCCAUCGGCUACAUCAAGCACCUGCAGGAGCAGCUGGCGCGCCACGCCCCGGGCCAGGAGGCUGCGGCGGCAGCCGCCCCGCAGCGCAGGGCCGAGUGCAACAGCGACGGCGAGUCCAAGGCCUCGUCGGCGCCGUCGCCCAGCAGCGAGCCCGAGGAGGCGGGCAGCUAGCCGGCCCCGGCGCCCCGGCGCGGACCCAGCGUGCGGUCUCCUUGUAAGGCUCGCUCCCACGGUGUGCGCCUUUCGAAUCUGGUAGCUGCACCAGGCCUACAUCUUAAGGAAAAGCCACGCGUGCUUCGGGGCGGGGAGGGGAGGGAGGGUAUUUUGACAUUUUGGGGACUUUCCCCCAGUGGGUUAGUACUUGGCAAUUUCAAGGUGCUUAUUAAGGAAAUUCUUUUCCUGUUCUUCUGAAAUGCAAACUGUCCCAGAUCUUGAACACCUCAUUCUGAACACGAUUGUGCAAAACAACUGGAAUGUUUCAGUUUUGUGGAUAAAUUAUUUACAGAGAUAUUAAACCUUAACCAGAAAAAGACCUAGCCACCAAGAAAAUAAAAAUUGCUUAGGAUGAGAGGAACACUCUGCAUGGCUUCCUUUGGGAGUUGUGGACUUUUCCUUGCCUUGCUUUGGGGAACGGGGACGCUUGGCUGGCACGUGAGAGCAUGUGGCCAGCGCGUGCCCCUGGACUCCAGCUCAUGCCUUGGGCCACAUGAACAUGUGAAUGGCCAAGAAGACCUCUGCACGAGAUAGAUGCCUUUGUACCAACAAGCGCCCACUGGAAACUCUAUAUAGCAUUUGGUGGCUAAUAAAAUAUCUGGGUUGUUAAUGAUCUCUUUGGGGGAGGACUCAGAAUUGUAUGAACACUUCAAAAAUUUUCCUUUUCUUCGCAUUCUCCUUUGAAGUUCUCACUCCGUGCAACCUUUUCUUAAAGUGACACGGUGACUUUACUAAAUCUAGCUGAUUUAGUAAAACUGAUGAUUGAACCAGCUGUUGGAAGGGAUGUGGGACAUGGAGGAUGGAUUGGGAUUGGUACAUUCUCAAACUUUUUUUUUUUUUUAUCAUCAUGAGGGUAUUAUUGAAAUUAUCUAGCCAACUGUGGCUAUUGCCAGUUUUGUUGUUUUUGUUAAUUUAUGUAUUCAUUUUCAUCUACUUGAAAGGCAGAGUGAGAGAGAUCUUUUAUCUGCUGGGUUACUCCACAAAUGGCUGCAGCAGCCAGGGCUGGGCCCGGCCAAAGCCAGGAGUCCAGAACUCCAUCUGGCUCUCCCACACGAGUGACAGGGGCCAAGCACUUGAGCCGUCAUCGGCUGCCUCCCAGGCGCAUUAGCAAGGAGCUGGAUGGGGACUGGAGCAGCUGGGUCUCAAACCAGCUCCCAUAUGGGAUGCGGGUAUUCAAAGCAGUGCACCACAAGGUCUGCCCCUGUUACCAGUCUUAAAAAACCCUUUGGUGCUUUCUCCCUCUGAGAAGCAAUUAAGAAUUCUGUAGCUAAGUGAAAUGCCUUGUUGAUACGUGAAGAUGAACCUCCUCUUGCUCUUUGUUUUCAGCUUUGGUGAGAGGAGUGGGGGUUGGGGAGAGGACUGGAAAUAGACGAGGAGAACUAACUUUUUACAGGUGCACCCACUGGGGAAGCUAUUGUUCAGUGAACAUGCCAGGAACUUUGUUGUGUGCCUUUUACAUUUUGUCCUACUUAAUCCUCAUAAAUUUGCAGAGUGACUAUUACACAUUUUAUGGUAAGAACAGAGAGACUAAUAAACAAAGCUCAAAGAGGUUACAUGCCUGGAACUAGGACCCGCCUUCCAUGCAUCGGACCCCCAAGCCCCAGAUCUCUCUCUCCCUCUCUCUCCGUGCUCCUCUUGAUCUGUGUCAUUCGCGGCCUGGGGAACUGAGCAAGCACAACUUAACCUCCCUGCCACUCAGUUUCCUUCCCAGCGUGUGGUGUUCUGCCUAAGUGUAGAAGGACCUUGGUCAUCUGCUGCAUGGGCAGUGUUCUCAUUAUUCGGGAAGAGGGCUGUUUCUUGGUUCUGUGGUGUGGUAAUGACCUCUAAGUGGAGUUGGUGUGGUGUCUUCAGUGUUUCAGAAGAGGGGCAGAGUAGUCACACUCUUAGGAUUUUGCCUUCUAUGGUAGGGUUCCAGGGGACGUGACUCAACCAGUGGAAUGCCGAAUCCAUGUUAAACAUGUAAUUACUAAUAUUUAUAAUGAUGACUUAUAAUGGGAUUCCAUUGUUUCAGGCUGCACAGGUAAAUGCUGGGCAAUGAUUCAUGACCAGGCUUUCCUUUUUUUCUUAAGAACGAGGGCUUUUUGGGUUGAACUAGCAAGAUGGAACAGCUCUUUCUGUGUCUGGUCCAUUAGCCAAUUAAAUCUUCACGCAGUUCUGCAAUGCAUCCAGGUUGGUCUUCAGGAAGAUUGAUUUCCCAGUGGGGGGUGCGGCGAUGCCCGCCUAAGUGAGGUCUGUUUACCAAUUAGGGGGCAAAGUGAGAAAACCCCAGUUACCUUCCUGGCUGAGCUAGGGAGCAUCUCAUCAACCAAGUUGCUGGGAACCUUCUUGUGGUUUUAUGUGAAGCCCUUCUGCGAAUAAGGCAAUGAUUUGGAAAAAGAAAAUAAAAUCCCAUCUGAAUCAUUUAAUCUUUCUAGAGA